AUCCCCUCCCUGUUCUGUUCCACUCUCCCUCUUCCUCUCUCCCUUCCCCGCCUCCUCUUGCCGUACGCCACGUCUCGAGUCCCCUCGCCCUCUCCUCGCCUGCGCGCUGAUCCACCGACCGACCGCUCGCGACGAGUCAAAGGGGCGAGGACCCCUCGACCUCUUCCUCCCAGCAACCCAGCGAGCAUGACGUGUACCGGCGGCGGCGGCGGCGGCGGCGAGCACUACUCGCGGCAGGUCCGCGAGCUCUGCGCGCUGCUGCUCGCCAUCGUGUCCCCCUCCCCGGCGCCGCCGCGGCAGCCGGUGUCGACGAUGUCCCCUGCCGCGGCCGCGGCCAUGCUCCUCGGCGCGUCGGUGGCGCUCAUGCUCUGCGGCUCCGUCACCUUCGCCAUCGGCUUCCUCCUCAUGCCCUGGGUCGCCGGCCUCGCGCUCCUCUUCGGCUUCGCCGGCGCCGUCAACACCCUCUCCUCCUCGGGGCUGUUCCUCUGCAGCGGCAGCGGCACCAAGCAGCCCCCCGCCGCGGGCCCCUGCAAGCACACGCGGUGACGGAUCGUCAUCGGGCUCGGGCCGCCGGGGCCCCAACCCCAGUGGUCGGAUCCGAUGCGCUCCUCGCCUAGCUUGCUCCCCUCCUCCGGCCAGCCGGAACCGUGCCUAGAUUUAUUUUUCUUCUUCGUGGAUGGAUGGAUGAUGGAAGGAUUAUUAUAAUUCCCUGUAAAAACGCGCCCAUUUGCUGUAGUACUAAUAUGCUGGUUAAUGGGAGGAAUGUCACAGGAUAUUUAAGUGAUCGUUUAGAAUCCUUAUUGAGAA
Messenger RNA from Zea mays, 807 nucleotides. RefSeq lists its product as uncharacterized. Lineage: Eukaryota; Viridiplantae; Streptophyta; Magnoliopsida; Poales; Poaceae. The record is from RefSeq and is marked validated. The transcript has a single exon. Bases 187 to 546 code for a protein of 119 amino acids.